AUGGCAGCUCUCUCUGGCACCAUGGUGAGCACCUCCUUCAUCCGCGGCCAGCCGAUGACCAGCCUACGGUUAGCCCCCAACAUGGGCCAGGCUCUUUUCGGGUUGAAGGCCAACCGUGGAGGGCGUGUGACAAUGGCUGCUUUCAAGGUGAAGCUGCUGACACCAGAAGGGCCCCUAGAGUUUGAGUGCCCGGAUGAUGUUUACAUUCUUGACGCCGCGGAGGAGGCCGGUAUCGACCUACCGUACUCUUGCAGGGCUGGUUCUUGCUCUUCAUGUGCUGGCAAAGUUGUGGAAGGGGGUGUGGACCAGUCAGAUCAGAGCUUCCUUGAUGAUGAACAGAUUGAUGGUGGAUUUGUCCUUACUUGUGUGGCUUAUCCUUCAUCUGAUGUUGUGCUUGAGACCCACAAGGAAGAGGAGCUCACUGGUUAA
Messenger RNA from Prunus armeniaca (apricot), 429 nucleotides. Lineage: Eukaryota; Viridiplantae; Streptophyta; Magnoliopsida; Rosales; Rosaceae. The record is from the annotation of a GenBank genome assembly.